AUGGCCCGUAGUGCAGUGGCUACGAGUUAUCAGCCGAUCACUGAGAGCACUGGUGAAGAACCCUCUCAACUUGGACCACGGCAUGAAAUCCAGCAGUUCACCAUUGACACACCAUCCCCUCAUAUUGGAAUACCUGCAUCGAAGUCCACAUUCGACCUGAAGGAUACAUUAUCCGUGGUCACAGCUCUACUCUGUUUAAUUGCAGGAGUCAUUAUCAUUGACCCAAGACUCCCGUACGCUGCCGAUUUAGGCUUCACAAACCAGAUCAUAGCCAUUGGUUUCAUCCUGGGGGUCAUGAACCAGUGCCUUCAGCGCAUUCUUCCGUUCUUAUUCUUACUGGUCGAGGCACGCUAUGGUCAAUCUACACUGCAAAAUUUUGAAGGGAUUCUCCGAUGGUCGCCAUUCACCGAUCGCCUCGGUUAUAUCUGGAGGACAUGUCUCAUAUUAUUACUUGUACUGCCGCUUGCUUUGAGUAUUCUAUACAAGCAAUACCUUGGUGGAGUGGCAACAAAGACACUUCCAUCUAUGGAAAGAGCGUUCUAUACACCCACAGGCCCGCCUGGUAUGAGGGAUAUGAGUGCGGUAUUGAUUAUGGCCAAUGCCACUCAACCUUUCCUAACAGUAGCGAAGAACGACAGAAAUUAUCCAGAAAACGGGUUUGCGCAACCACAGCCUUUUGGAUUCAAUACAAUCAUUCUCUCGAAUACAUCAGCAGUGGCGAUUGAUGGACCUGUUACUGCUCGCCUGUUGGAGCUUCAACAGGAGCUUGAAGACCAAGAAUCUAUUCAGCUGACAGCAACGGUGCGCGGCACUGUCGUAACCUAUGAUCCUACUCUCGAUAAUCAACGAAACGACUCGGAUUACUGGGCGCCAUAUGAGGAUUUGUCUUUACUUGAAGCAGCAAAUUACGCACCUGGUAAUGUGAAGGAUGGCCCUUAUGGCUUCAAUCUCGGCAUUCGCUACAAAGGUUUAUCCGCGGGAGAUGGUCCAGAACAGUGGAAUAACUCAUGGCUCUUUGUCGGCACGUGGGGUCCCCAUGGGGGAAACACAUCAGAUGAGGAGUCAUGGAAACAGGCAGCUAUGCGAUUUGAUCUUGCAAGGCACAACUGCACAGUUUCCUGGUUCAUCACAAAAGGGUCGGUUGAUCUACAGGACGGUACUGUGACACUCGACCACUUCCACUGA
This is a messenger RNA of Exophiala bonariae, 1185 nucleotides long. RefSeq lists its product as uncharacterized. The transcript has a single exon. NCBI's taxonomy places the organism in Eukaryota, Fungi, Ascomycota, Eurotiomycetes, Chaetothyriales, Herpotrichiellaceae. The record is from RefSeq and is a predicted model, not a curated record. The coding region runs from base 1 to 1185 and encodes 394 amino acids.